Pseudophryne corroboree (corroboree frog) is the source of this 9243-nucleotide messenger RNA. RefSeq names its product collagen type VII alpha 1 chain (gene COL7A1). Gene Ontology annotation, cellular component: extracellular matrix. NCBI's taxonomy places the organism in Eukaryota, Metazoa, Chordata, Amphibia, Anura, Myobatrachidae. The transcript is spliced from 117 exons. Bases 1 to 9243 code for a protein of 3080 amino acids. Gene Ontology annotation, molecular function: protein binding. The record is from RefSeq and is a predicted model, not a curated record.
AUGGCCACUGAAAAGUCUCUGACGCAGCCUCCUGCGUGCUCUGACGCUAGUCACUGGUCUUUAGCAAAAGUGCUGAGUGCAUUUAGCAGCCAUAUUAAGUGUUAUAUUUGGGCUGCUGCACGAAUUGGGGCAGAGAGACCUGUGCCGCAGAAGCCUGAGGAGCAGAGUGAGGUGCUGCAGCUUCUAACGGAGCGAGAGGUGCUGCAGCAGCAGGAGCAGAGAGAGGUGCUGCAGCAUCAAUGUAAAGAGAUGUGCUACAGCAGCUGGGGCAGAGAGAUGUGCUACAGCAUCAAUGUAGAGAGAAGUGCUGCAGCACCCGGGGCAGAGAGAGGUUCUGGAGAAGCCGAGGCAGAAGGAGCGAGAUGUGAGAAUGUUUAUGACUCAGAUAUAGUAUUUAUCGUUGAUGGAUCGUCUAGUAUUGGGAGGGCGAACUUCCGGAUGAUUAAGACGUUUAUGGAAGGACUGGUCAUCCCCUUUAUAAAUGUUGUCCGAGAGGACGGAGUACGGUUUGGGCUGGUCCAAUACAGUGAUGAUCCAAGAACAGAGUUUGAAUUUACCCGCCACAGAAAUGGGUCGGAGGUGAUUCAGGCCAUCAGAAACCUCGGGUACAAGGGAGGGAACACACGGACUGGUGCUGGACUGAGAUAUGCCACAGACAACUUCUUUGGGCCCUCUAUAAUCCGGCCUGAUGUACCUAAGGCUGCGGUUUUGAUAACAGAUGGAAAGUCUCAGGAUGACGUUGACCAACCUUCCCAAAGACUAAAAAAUCAAGGAAUAAAAAUAUUUGCUGUGGGAAUAAAGAACGCUGACAGCCGAGAGCUUACUAGGGUGGCAUCCACCCCAACAGAUGACUUCUUCUUCUACGUCAAUGAGUUUAAGAUUCUAGGCACUCUCCUACCUCUGGUGUCACGGAAAGUUUGUACCACUACUGGGGGCACCUACAGGCCCGUAUCUACCUCGGAAUCUUACAAAGGACCCGUCAACCUGGUAUUCUCUAAUCAGGCUUCUGACUCUAUGAGGAUCCAAUGGAUGGCCGCCACUGGACCCGUUACUGGUUAUAAAGUUGUUUAUGGUCCACUCACCAGCCAGGGGCAGGACAUCCCAUUGGAACUUAGAGAGAUCACCCUGACUAGAGCACAGACAGAGACCCUCCUACAAGGCCUCAGGCCAGGCACGGAAUAUUCUGUCAAAGUGACCGCAUUGUAUGCCAACAGUAUUGGAGAAUCCGUCUCUGGCAGGGGGAGAACAUUAAGCCCACUUGGCAUAUCCAACUUCCGGAUAUCCGAGGUCGGCCCAUCCUUUCUCAAAUUGACAUGGUCUGUUUCCGGAACAGAUCCACCGUCAGGAUUCCGGCUCACAUACUCCACUAGAGGUGACGGGAGGACUGCUGAGAAGACCCUGAGCGGCAGUGCAUUGUCGGACACCCUCGGUGACCUGAGGCCCAACACCGAAUAUGUCAUCGUGCUUUAUCCUCAAUACCAGCGGCAGACUGGCACACCUGUAACAAUCACCGGGCGCACGCAGCGUGUUGAAGGGAUUACAGAUCUAAAUAUCCAGGAUGUGACAUCACAAAGCAUGACUGCGACGUGGAGAGGGGUCAGUGGAGCCACCGGCUACCGCAUCUCCUGGGUGUCUCAAACAGGGGACGACACUAAAGAUUUUGAUGUGGGCCCAAACAUUAACUCGUACACCAUCCGAAACCUCCAGCCCAUCACUGAGUACACUGUGUCCGUAAGGCCGCUGUUUGGAGCCACUGAAGGACCGGCUGUGUCUACCAGAGUGAAAACAGUUUGGCACUCUGUGGACUGUCCUGCAGAUGUAGAACAUCAAUAUAGGUUUAGUGACCUGAACUUAACGAGUAGAUCCCGAAACCUCUACCAGAAGCCCAAGCUUUCUACAACGUUCUCCAGACAGAAAUCGGGAAUAGUUCAGGUGCUGAGAACUUUUGCCGACAGUCCCACCUCAGUCCAGGUGACGUGGAAUCUUAUCCCAGAAGCUACAGGCUAUCGUCUGGAGUGGACGCGAGUUACAGGUGGUGGAAAAUCUCCCCAGGUGGUGAGACUACCCCCAACCAUCAAUAAGUAUGACAUCAACCGCCUGCGUCCUGGAACGGAGUAUCGUAUCACUCUAUUCACUCUCUAUGAUGGCAGGGAAGUGGCUACACCAGCAAGCACCUCUCAAACAGAAGGGCCCGUCGGUUUGAUCACAAACUUGCGGCUCGUAGAGACAACAGGCACGAGGUUGCGCUUUGCAUGGACCGGAUUGGUGGGUGCGACAGAGUACAAGGUUCUGAUUCGAAGUUCUGAUGGAUCCUUGGAAAGAACAAGCCUUGUGCCCGGCAACCUAAACACAUUUGACAUUGACGAUCUUCAAGAAAAUGUCGUUUACUCUGUCCAGAUCUCAGCUCUGAUUGGCAGGAGAGAGGGCUCGCCUGUUACCAUCACUGUCCGGACCGAAAAAGUGGCCAUUGCUUCUGUAACCAACCUGCGCAUCCUAUCUGCGGGGCGUGGACGUAUCCGCUUGGCGUGGAACGGCGUGCCCAGAGCCACGCAAUACAGGAUCCUGAUCACAAAUUCAGAGGAUGGGACGGAGAGAACCCAGGUGAUUUCAGGAGACCAGACAACGUUUGAUCUGACCGAUGUACAAGAUGGCAUCACUUACGUAGUUAGACUAACACCACUGGUGGGAACCAGUGAAGGGAACACGGUGACAAUCAACGUCAAGACAGAAGAAACAGUAGUAGCCGGAGUAGCUAAUCUUCGGGUGGUGGAGACAUCAGGCACUAGAUUAAGGAUUGUAUGGACUGGGAUUGCCAGAGCUACCGGAUACAGAGUCACCUGGAGGCGCCAGAGUGAUGGGCGAGAGUUUAGCCGAGCGCUACCCGCUGGAACCUCCUCCUUUGAAAUUGAAGAUCUGCAGGAUAAUACGGCCUACGUCAUUGGGGUAACAGCUCUGAUUGGUGACACGGAAAGCAGCCCAGCGACUGUCAAUGUGCAAACAGGCAGUGAUACUGUGCCCGAAGUGACCAACCUGCGUAGUACAAGCAUUAGAGGGAACACAAUACGUGUGGAGUGGAGCCCCGUCCAGAGAGCCACCAACUAUAGGAUCACCUGGAGACGCAGAGACGGAGUGGAAGAAUCGCGGUUGGUAACCAGGGAUGUGACUUCCAUAGAUAUCACAGACUUGGUGACAGGAACGCCCUAUUCUAUCUCUGUCACAACUCUGAUUGGCACAAAAGAAAGUGAACCAGUAUCUGUCACUGCUCAAACAGAUCAGCAGGAAGUUGGCGCCGUCACAAGCCUGCGGAUCUUCCAGAGCCCGAAUAAUAUUAUAAGAGUGACGUGGGUUGGGGUCCAGGGUGCCACAGCCUACAGAGUCUCCUGGAGCCCUUUGGAUGGUGGUCCGGAGCAGUCUAGAGAGGUGCCAGGAAACACCAAUUCAUUUGAACUGGUGAACCUAGACGCUGGAAAGCAGUACACCGUGAAGGUUACGGCGCUGGUGGGCAAUCGUGAGGGCGAUCCUGUCAGUGUGAGCGUUAAAACACCGGACUUCUCAGUCGUAGAUCCCGUGACAGAUUUACGCGUGACGGAGAUAACCAGACAGCGGGUGAGACUGACCUGGUCAUCUGUUGUGGGGAGCACGGGAUAUCGGAUCUACUGGCGACGGGUGGAUGGUGGACCAGAGACAAGCCGCCUGGUGUCUGGAGACGUAAGAUUCUAUGACAUAGACAAUCUGCAGGCUGGAGGUCGGUAUCAGUUCCGUGUGGCCGCUCUGAUUGGAGACCGGGAGAGUGAAGCUGUGACAGCAUUCGCUAACACUGCCUGUGGGACUGGCAGGAACGACAUUGUGUUCCUGGUCCACACGACCCAGGACAACAAAUAUAAUGAAGAGGCCCUUAAACGAUUCCUCUCAAAGAUGGUAUCUUCGGUGGGAAAACUCGGACCAGAUGCCACUCAGGUUGCAGUGGGCGCUUACAGCUUCCGGACACGUCCUUCUGUCCUGUUGAACCGUUCCAGUGAACUCAGAACAGUUGAGCAACAAAUUGGAAACAUCCCAUUUACUGAUCCCAGUGGAACUAACAUUGGCGCUGCCAUAGACUUUGCAAAGACUUAUCUAUUCUCUCCGAGCUAUGGAAGGAGACAGAAUGUUCCUGGUGUGAUGGUCCUUCUGUCAGAUGGACCUUCAUCCGAUGAUGUGCUACAGGCAGCUAACACCAUCAAGACUGCAGGUAUUCGAGUUCUGGCAGUCGGGAUGAACGGCGCAGACCGAGAGCAGCUACGUAGGAUUGUCACUGGCCAGGUCCCACGGAAUGUCUUCUUCACCCAGAACACCGAGAACCUCGACAGCCUGGUGGAUCCUUUGACAGAGGCGAUAUGCUCCGUUGCGCAAGCUGAAGAGCCGUGCACCGUCCAGUGCCCACAGGGAGAAAAGGGGCAGAAAGGAGAUGUGGGGAGCUCUGGACGUCCGGGGUUAGCAGGACCUCAGGGAGAAAUAGGUCGCCCUGGUGCCACUGGUCCGCCAGGCCCUGUUGGACCACGUGGGUUUCCCGGUGAGGAUACAGCUUCUACAGGACCGAAAGGUGAACCUGGAGAUCCAGGGGCUGAUGGUAUCCCCGGAAGUCCCGGUCGUCCUGGAAGCCCUGGUAGUGCAGGCAUUCCGGGGGCACAAGGCUCUCCGGGAGACAAAGGAGACACCGGAAGUCGGGGACCCCCAGGCUUAGCUGGUCCAAAAGGGGAGAGAGGAUUACCGGGAGAACCUGGGGAGGUGAUAAAUGGAGGAGGAGGAGUUCCUGGCAGGAAGGGCGAACCGGGGAACCCAGGUACUCCUGGGCAGUCUGGAACACCAGGACAGAGAGGGGUCCCAGGGAAUACGGGGCCACCAGGGCCAGAAGGACCCAGCGGCCCUCCAGGUGUUUCAGGACAAUCUAUAAAGGGAGAUAAAGGAGAACGAGGUGAGAGAGGUCUCCCAGGACUGGUCAAUGGGGUUGCGAGCAAAGGAGAACCCGGAAGUCCGGGUCCACCUGGUCUUAAUGGAUCACCAGGCCUUCGGGGGCCACCUGGAUUUCAAGGGCCAAAAGGCGAUAAGGGUGAAACUGGCGAAGGGCUCCCGGGUGUCGCAGGACGAACAGGAGAUCCAGGUGACCGAGGACCCAGGGGUCCAGCUGGGGAACAAGGAAUUAAAGGUGACCGGGGACAGCCUGGGCUGGAUGGAGAACCUGGGUUGAAGGGAGAUCGCGGUCCCCCAGGAUUUCAAGGACUUAAGGGAAACGCAGGACAAAAUGGGCAGCUGGGCCCGGCAGGCCCUAUGGGGCCUUCAGGAUUACAGGGAAUACAAGGUGAAAAGGGUGAGCAAGGUGCUCCGGGCCUACCUGGGAGUGCAGUUUCCACUGCCGUCGGUCAGAAGGGUGAAAAGGGUGAUCGUGGUAUAUCAGGGGCAGAAGGCACAAAGGGUGACAGAGGCGAUCCUGGAGAGAAGGGGGAGAGAGGGGCUCAAGGAUACGGCACCCCUGGCCAACCGGGUGAAAAGGGAGAACAAGGGGAGAGGGGUCUCAUAGGUCUUUCCGGGAAGACAGGUCAAAAGGGAGAGCCGGGUACCCCAGGGGAGGAUGGGGAGUCUGGAAAGCCAGGUCCGCCAGGACAGAUUGGGCUUCGUGGCAAAGAAGGAGAACGAGGAGAGAAAGGAGAUGAAGGGACGCCGGGUGAUGCCGGCAUUCCGGGGAAGAACGGUGAAAGAGGCCUGAGGGGUCUUCCAGGCGUAAGGGGCAGCCCAGGAGAGAAGGGGGACCAAGCAGAGCCGGGAGAGCCUGGAAAGGAUGGAAACUCUGGCCCCGCUGGCCCUAAAGGUGAUCGCGGUGACGCUGGGCCUCAAGGAAUUCAAGGUCCACCAGGAAAACCAGGAUCUGUUGAUUCUGUACUCGGUGGAGUGAAGGGUGACAAGGGUGAGGAUGGAGACCCCGGAGAGCACGGAAUGAAAGGACAGAAGGGGGAAGCUGGUGUAAAUGGGCUCCCUGGAGAGAGGGGUUUAGAAGGUACAAGAGGCCCGCCAGGGAAUCGGGGUGAUCCUGGAGAUCGCGGGGGCCCAGGUGACAAGGGUGAGCGUGGGCCACCAGGAAAUGAUGGAAGAAACGGACUUGAUGGAAAACCUGGACAACCGGGGACGCCAGGACUAAGAGGCGAGGCGGGCAAACCAGGAGAUCCUGGGCGAGAUGGACUUCCAGGACUGAGAGGAGAGCAAGGACCACCAGGACUAAUUGGCCCAAUCGGGCCCCCAGGAGCACCAGGCAAACCUGGUGAAGAUGGAAAACCUGGCCUCAAUGGUAAACCAGGAGAGGAAGGAACGCCUGGAGAAGAUGGGAGAAAGGGUGACAAAGGUGAAGCGGGUGUUGCUGGCAGAGAUGGUCGUGAUGGAUCUAAAGGUGUACCGGGAGAUGGAGGUCCGACAGGUCCCGCUGGCUCGCCAGGUGUUCCGGGACUACCAGGGCUGAUUGGUCUUCCUGGACAGGGAGUUCCUGGAAUUGCAGGGUCCCCUGGACUAAAGGGUGACCGAGGUGAAGUAGGAUCUAGAGGUGAACAGGGGAAACCAGGAGAAAUGGGGCAGAAGGGGGAGGCUGGAACUGCCGCUAACGUGGAAAAAUCUCUCAGCGUUUUGGGGAUUAAGAUUUCUGCUCUGAAAGAUGUCAUAGAAGUCUUUGAUGAUGGCUCAGGAACGUCCCUUCUUACUGCCCAGAAGAGAUUGAAGGGAGAACCAGGAGAACCCGGAGAAAAGGGAGCUCCAGGCAAAGAUGGAACCAUGGGAUUUCCUGGUGAGAGAGGGUUUCAGGGAGACAAGGGAGAUCAGGGCCUUCCUGGACCACAGGGCCCAACAGGACGCGCCAUUGGAGAGAGAGGACCCGAAGGUCCACCUGGGCAGGCUGGAGAGUCUGGAAAACCUGGAAUUCCUGGCGUUCCCGGGAGGGCAGGAGAACCAGGAGAGCAAGGAAAGCCAGGAAACAAGGGAGACAGAGGGGACAAAGGGGAAACAGGAGAGACUGGCAAAGAUGGACAGAGGGGGCCAGUUGGACCAUCAGGACCUAAGGGUGAAGUUAUAGAACUUAUUGCCACUGGACUGCCUGGAGAAAGAGGACUACCAGGUCCAAAGGGAGCCAAGGGAGACGUAGGAGAAGAAGGCGAGAACGGAGCCAAAGGAGAUAAGGGAGCAAUUGGCCCCAAAGGAGACACAGGUGACCCCGGUGACAAGGGAAGAGAUGGAUCUCCAGGUGCCCCGGGGGAGAGAGGACUUGCAGGGCCCGAAGGAAAGCCGGGCAUGCCAGGCUUUCCAGGAGUCCUCGGCCGACCGGGUAAUCCAGGAGAACCGGGGCAACAGGGCCCUCCCGGUCUUCAAGGAUCUCCAGGCGUAAAGGGAAAUCAAGGAGAACCGGGGCCCAGCGUAAGGGGUUUGCCAGGUCCUCAGGGCAUCGUUGGACCACCUGGACUUCCAGGGCCCUCUGGAUUGGUGGGGCCUCAAGGACCUCCUGGAGCGGCGGGUUUGGCGGGAGAACCAGGAAAAAAUGGAAGAGACGGAAGAGAUGGAAUACCUGGGAAAGAUGGAGAGCCUGGACUUCCAGGAAAGAUGGGUAUUUCAGGGCUUUCAGGUCCUGCCGGAGUCAAAGGAGAAGUAGGAGAACCAGGGGUCCCUGGAGAGUUUGUUGUUGGAACUCCUGGGCCAAAAGGAGAGAAGGGUGCUUCCGGAGACCAAGCAAGCAAACUACCAGGAGAACCGGGUGAAAAGGGAGACAGAGGUUUGCCGGGUCUACGAGGAGAGAAGGGGGAAGCAGGGAGAAAAGGAGAAAUUGGCGAUCCAGGAGAAGACGGGUCCAAGGGUCCCUCUGGGCCUAAAGGAGAUAAGGGUGAGACCGGCAUUGGCUUGCCGGGGCCUGCAGGACAGAUAGGACCACAAGGUUUGAAGGGUGACGUUGGAUUGCCCGGUCCAUCUGGCCCCCCUGGUCUGCAGGGGACUGGAGGGGUCCCUGGCCAGCCAGGUGCAAGAGGAGAACCUGGACAGCUCGGACCCUCCGGCCCACCAGGAGAGAGGGGUUUGAUUGGUUUCCCUGGAAGAGAAGGUAAUCCGGGACCCCAGGGGCCACCGGGGCCCUCAGGACCGAUGGGACCCCCAGGAUCCGCAGGAGCAAAGGGCGACAAGGGAGAUGCAGGAAUUGGCCAGUUGGGUCCUAGAGGCGAGAGAGGAGAUCCAGGACCGAGGGGAGAAGAUGGCCGUCCUGGGUCAGAAGGAGACCGUGGCCUCGCAGGUGUUCCAGGAAACAGAGGAGAACGCGGCGACAAGGGUGAUUCCGGCCCAGUUGGAAUCAAGGGAGAUAAGGGAGACACACUGACCAUCGAAGGACCUCCUGGUGCAAGAGGAAAUAAAGGAGAAACGGGUGACCGAGGGGUGAAAGGUUCUGAGGGUGAAAAGGGCGACAAGGGAGACCAAGGCGUCAGCGGAGAAAAGGGAGUUAAAGGAGAACAAGGAGACAAAGGAGCGACUGGCUUUGUAGGACCCAGAGGACCUGGUGGGCAAAAGGGAGAAACAGGAGAUCCGGGAGUACCUGGAGAGGCUGGAAUCCCAGGUAAAGACGCUCUACCUGGAUCAAGAGGAGAAAAAGGAGAAUAUGGCCUUAAUGGACUAAGAGGACCAAAGGGUGACCGUGGUAUAAAAGGUGCCUGUGGCCUUGAUGGCGAAAAGGGAGAUAAGGGUGAUACAGGAAUGCAUGGGCGCCAUGGACUUCCGGGGAGGAAGGGCGAUACGGGGGAAGCUGGAAUCCCAGGACAUCCCGGAUUACCAGGAAAAGAGGGACUAGUCGGUGCCAAGGGUGACAGAGGGAUAGAGGGUUUACAAGGUACUAAAGGAGAUCAAGGAGAAAAAGGAGACCGGGGUCCUGUGGGUUCCGUUGGUCCAGCUGGCCCAAGAGGCACUGACGGGUCUCUAGGGCUUCCUGGUCCUCCAGGAACUGUUGGACCAAAGGGUCCUGAAGGUCUCCAAGGACAGAAGGGUGAAAGGGGCCCCGCUGGAGAGGCUACUACGGGGGCACGUGGAGUACCAGGAAUACCAGGGGAACGAGGUGAUCAGGGUAAUAUGGGACCAGAAGGAAAUAAAGGGGAUAAGGGUUCUCCUGGCAUGACGGAGGAGGAAAUCCGAGGCUUCGUCAAGCAGGAAAUGAGCCAGCACUGUGGUAAGUUGGAUCAUGAUGAUGCUGAAAAUACUCUUUAA